UAAGGAAACACUCUACAGUGUUCAGUUCCUGUAUUAGUGUCCCAUAAAUAGCUUCAACAGAAGCACACAGAGCCUUCACCUUGAGCCUCCUGAAGACACCAUGGUGCCUCUUCACCUGCUCUCCAUUCUGCUGCUGAUGCCGGUCCUGACCAGUGCUGGGGUGCUUCAGGGUGGGAUCAUCGGCGGGCAUGAUGCCAAGCCCCACAGCAGACCCUACAUGGCUUAUGUGGUGCUCAAGAGGACAGCUGGCACAUCCAACUGCGGUGGCUUCCUGGUGCGAGAGGACUUUGUCAUGACGGCUGCGCACUGCCAAGCCCGAAAGAUCUAUGUUUUACUUGGAGCCCACGACCUGACUCAGAACGAGCCGUCACAGGUGCUGGUGGAUGUGAAAGAGAGCAUCCCUCACCCUGAUUAUUCUUCCGACAACCUGGCCCAUGACAUCAUGCUGCUGAAGCUCAAUGGAAAGGUGAAGCUCAGUGACAGCAUUGCAGUGCUUCCCUUGCCAGACAGUGAAGCAGACCUGAAGGGCAAAAGUGAGUGUCUCUUGAGCGGCUGGGGCAACACGGCUCGCAAUGGCACAAACAACCCCCACAAGCUGCAGGAGGUGAAUGUCACCGUGCUGGACAGAGACAAGUGCAACCAGAGCUGGGGGGACAAGAUCACAAAGGAAAUGAUCUGCACCGCCUCUCGCAGGGGGGGCUGCAAGGGAGACUCUGGGAGCCCGCUGGUGUGUGGAGGAGUUGCUCACGGCGUGGUGUCCUUCGGGGUGCAGCCCUGCGGACUUCACGGCUUCCCCCACAUCUACACCCGCAUUGCAGAGUACCUGCCCUGGAUCAGCAAAGUCCUGAACUCAUCGUGCAAAAUCCCUGGAGCUCGUUAGAUCCAGACCCGCAGCGUGGGUCCUGCAGACCCUACUGCCUGACCAGCUGGCACCCUGAUAAGGAGCAUCAUUUUGUACCUGUGAUAGGUGUUCCUCAUUCCCUACUGUUACUUACCUAGCUUGCUGUUGCUUUACUAUGCAGGUUUACUGCAGCAUUCAAAGUUACAGAUAGCGACUUUUAGUGAACCCCUGCUUGUCUUAUUCAUCGUCUGCUUACCCAAAUCCAUGCAUUGUAAUUGAUACUUAAUAAAACCUUAAAAACUAUC
Messenger RNA from Polyodon spathula (Mississippi paddlefish), 1146 nucleotides. Its product is annotated as mast cell protease 1A-like. NCBI's taxonomy places the organism in Eukaryota, Metazoa, Chordata, Actinopteri, Acipenseriformes, Polyodontidae. The transcript is spliced from 5 exons. Bases 101 to 880 code for a protein of 259 amino acids. Gene Ontology annotation, molecular function: serine-type endopeptidase activity. Gene Ontology annotation, biological process: proteolysis. The record is from RefSeq and is a predicted model, not a curated record.